This is a messenger RNA of Gigantopelta aegis, 676 nucleotides long. RefSeq names its product centromere protein I-like. The record is from RefSeq and is a predicted model, not a curated record. Gene Ontology annotation, cellular component: kinetochore. The coding region runs from base 75 to 476 and encodes 133 amino acids. The transcript has 3 exons. NCBI's taxonomy places the organism in Eukaryota, Metazoa, Mollusca, Gastropoda, Neomphalida, Peltospiridae.
GUCUUGAAAUUUUGUUUUGAAUCUGUUUGCAAUGGUUUAAUCAUUAAUGUUGCAUUUUACUUUAUUUAUGAAUCAUGUCAGCCAUUUCAUCCCGACAUAAAGAUAAGUUAGGAGAAGCAGUAAACUUUUUUAGUAAAUUCAUUAAUUGCAAGCCUAAGCUGUCUAAUACGGUUGAGGUACAAUUACAUCUAGCGACUAUAGAAGAAAAAUCCGUUAGCUGUGGACUUGAGGCUGAUUACCUGCCAACGUUGGUUGAUGUGGCAGCCUGUGGACAUCUUGCUCAAAAAUGGAGUCUCCGCUUGGUGAAGGCCUUGAUUCCCAAGACCACGGUUCCUGAGAGUGCCGUAAUGAAGGCCGUUUCAUGGAUGUGUACAAACAAACCUCCAAUUGCUGUACAGGUUGGUUUCAUUUUGUUAAUGUUCCUCAAUCAUUUACAAACCAUAUAUCACCUGUUUACUAGCCGACUCUGUGGAUAAGCCGACCACUUAGAUUUCCCCAGAAUAUCUGAUACAAAAUCAUAAUGGUUGGCAUGAUGUAUAAGCUGACUCAACUUUUAUGCAGUUAAAACAGGCAAAAAUAUAGAUAUAUCCGAUUGAGAUAUUGUCGAUCUCGGACAACAGUGAAUCGCAGGAAUUUGUUUUGGUGAACCGAUCAAAGUACAAUGUACAAAAACUAU